Molecule: messenger RNA, 999 nt
Organism: Brassica oleracea var. oleracea
Lineage: Eukaryota; Viridiplantae; Streptophyta; Magnoliopsida; Brassicales; Brassicaceae
Product: putative F-box/LRR-repeat protein At3g18150
Exons: 2
Molecular function (GO): protein binding
Source: RefSeq, a predicted model, not a curated record
AUGGAAAUUUCAAACCAGUGGACUUACUUGGAUCUCAAGCAAUCCCAGAAAAUGGAAAUUUCUUCUUUCAUUCUUAUGUACCACGUCAUAUCGCAAAUAAAGAUCGCAGACGAGAUGAUGACCGAAGAAGCUGAAGACUUGAUCAGCAAUCUACCAGUUGUGAUCCGCCAACGCAUACUCUGCUUUGUUCCUAUUGAAUUAGCCAUCAAAACAUCCCUCUUGUCAAAACGAUGGAGACACGUAUGGUGCGACAUACCUUCUCUCUCCCUAAAGGCCAACACCCUGACGGCAGAUUCGAUAAACAAAACCCUAGCUCGCUACACAGCUCCCAAGAUGAAGAGCUUUCACCUCCUAAUAUCACCAAUCAAAAAGAACAUACCAUACAUCGACACGUGGAUCAAGUUCGCCAUGUCACGCAACGUUGAGAAUCUAUCCCUUGAUGUUCGUAGACCGUAUUAUGAAGAGUAUAAGCUUCCUGAUUUCUUCUACAACAGUUCCUCUUUCAAACAGCUCAACAUUAAGUUCACUCAUAAGAUGGUUAUGGAGUGCCGAUAUGGGUCUUCUUGGGUAUCGUUGCAGAAGUUAUCAUUGAGUUUUUGUAGUCUCUCUGAUGAAUCCAUGGCUAAGAUUCUAUCCGGCUGUCCGAUUCUCGAAUACUUAAGAUUGUACCACUGCAGUAGACUAAAGGUUCUUGAUCUCAGCAAAUCCCUACGUCUGAAAACGUUGGAAGUAAACCGUAACUUGAAGACACGGGGGCCAAGGCAGAUUGUGGCACCACACAUCCACUGUCUCAGAUUGUUAGACUCUAUGAGGUCAUGUACUUUGGUUGAUGUCGCUUCUCUAACCGAAGCUAAGUUGGAUAUUUGCUAUGUCCCAACUAAUAAGCCUUUCUUCGAGUUUACCAAACCUGGUUUUCUCCAACUCCAAGUCAAGGUGCUAGAGAUGCUAGAGAAGUUACAAAACGCAGAGAAGCUUACGUUUGGGAGCAACUUUAUUCAG